AUGUUAUUUGCCUGUCCUUCAUCCUCUCUUCUCAAGGUCUACUCGCUGCAGUGGGGCGUUCAGAGUUACAUCAGAGGAAUCACGGAACAAACGGUGGAAGUCGCAAAGAAAAUUAAGAAAGACCUUGACGACUUUGCGGAAAAUGAAUUUGGCAUUAAAGAUGACGACCCCGGCCUCCCAGCCAACUUCGACGUUAAAUACCAGGCCACUCUUUUAGCCACUAAAGAAUGUGGUAGAAGAAACAAGCACGAGGGGCAAGAGAACUCAGUUGAUCAGUCUGGCCCAAUAUCCUUUCCAGUUCACAGCGUAGUAAAUUCGAGUAGUUUGAUGAUACUACGCGGAGAUUCCGAGAACGCCGUGACCUACAUUGUCCGGGCGGUGGAAAUAUCGGUCAAAGGAAAGCAGGAGAUGAGAGAGGAUGUUUAG
This is a messenger RNA of Marasmius oreades (fairy-ring Marasmius), 426 nucleotides long. RefSeq lists its product as uncharacterized. The coding region runs from base 1 to 426 and encodes 141 amino acids. The transcript is spliced from 2 exons. Lineage: Eukaryota; Fungi; Basidiomycota; Agaricomycetes; Agaricales; Marasmiaceae. The record is from RefSeq and is a predicted model, not a curated record.